Messenger RNA from Fulvia fulva, 1785 nucleotides. RefSeq names its product Putative formamidase. The record is from RefSeq and is a predicted model, not a curated record. Bases 1 to 1785 code for a protein of 594 amino acids. NCBI's taxonomy places the organism in Eukaryota, Fungi, Ascomycota, Dothideomycetes, Mycosphaerellales, Mycosphaerellaceae. The transcript has 3 exons. Gene Ontology annotation, molecular function: hydrolase activity, acting on carbon-nitrogen (but not peptide) bonds, in linear amides.
AUGACUUCCAGCUCCCUGGUAGAACAGCACACAGUGAUAGCAUCAAAUGCAUGCAGCGCCGCAUCUCUAGCUGUGGUCAAGCGCGUGGCGAUGUAUGAUUCUAGCGGCAUGGCAUUGGGUCUUUACCCUGGUCAGACAGCUGCCAAGACCCAUGACAGCUCCAAAGCUUGCCCCGCAACGACCAGAGCUCUCACAUGUAACAGCUUCGUUUACACGCUCACCUUAUCAGCCUUUUCCCUCAUUGCCCAGGACCUUGAUACGCGCCAUUGGAGAUUGAGAUGCCGCCGCUCGGUAGGUGUGAAGCUCCAGCUUGGCUUAUCGCUCGCGCCACAACGUAACGAUCGAGAUGAACCCCGCUUCAAGGAGAAGUGGAAGGACGGCAGAGAUGUAGGUGGGUUUGUUUACAUCCAGUUGUCUGUGUGCCUGGUCUGCUUCUCUCGUUCUCAUCUCUCUUCGUUGAAGCUGCCUGCAAGACUUCUCAUCAUGUCUGCCGCAACUAAAUACCAGAAAGAUUUCCAGCAAAAGGUCAAGAGCGGCGAGCAUCAAAUUCGAUAUGCUGCAAAGGUAGAUCUUGAGAAAGAUGCAGGCUCAGAGCCAUAUUUACACAACCGAUGGCAUCCCGACAUCCCGACCUAUGGGACGAUCAAGAACAACGAAACGGUCAAGAUUGAAUGCGUUGACUGGACUGGCGGACAGAUUGGCAACAAUGACUCCGCUGAUGAUAUGAGGGAUGUUGAUCUCACGAGAAUCCAUUACCUCACUGGACCUUUCGAAAUUGAGACCGCUGAACCCGGCGAUAUCCUCCUCGUCGACAUCCAAGAUGUGCAACCCCUCGAGCGCCAGCCAUGGGGCUUCACUGGUAUCUUCGCGAAAGAGAACGGCGGUGGAUUUCUAGAUGAAGUAUACCCCAAACCAGCUAAAGCAAUCUGGAACUUCGAAGGAAUCCACUGCACAACUCGCCACAUCCCCGGCGUGAAAUUCGCCGGCCUCAUCCACCCAGGCAUCCUCGGCUGCGCCCCCUCCGCCGAAGUCCUCAACACCUGGAACACCCGCGAAGGCGAACUAAUCGCCGCCUGCAAGAACCAUCCCGAGCUCGGCUCCCGCGACGUCGCAAUGCCCCCCGAGCCCAUCAACGUCCACGCCGGCGGCUCCGCCAGCGACGAGAUCAAGAAGAAAGUCGGCAACGAGGGCGCUCGCACCGUACCUGGCCGCCCUGAACAUGGAGGAAACUGCGAUAUCAAGAACCUCUCCCGCGGCUCAAAAGUCUAUCUCCCCGUCCACGUCAAAGGCGCGAAAUUCAGCGUCGGAGACUUGCACUUCUCCCAAGGCGACGGCGAAAUUUCCUUCUGCGGCGCCAUCGAAAUCGCAGGCGUCAUAACCAUUAAUUUCAAGGUCAUCAAGAACGGCAUGGCAGACCUCGGCCUCAAAUCACCCAUCUACAUCCCCGGCCCUGUCGAACCCCAAUUCGGCCCCGGUCGACACAUCUACUUUGAAGGCUUCUCCGUCGAUUCCAACGGGAAGCAGCACUACCUCGACGCAACAGUAGCCUAUCGGCAGACGUGUCUGCGGGUGAUUGAGUAUAUGAGGAGGUUUGGAUAUGAUGAUUAUCAGACGUAUUUGUUGCUGAGUUGUGCGCCGGUGCAAGGGCAUAUUGCGGGGAUUGUGGAUAUUCCCAACGCGUGUACGACUUUGGGGCUGCCGGUUGAUAUUUUUGAUUUUGAUAUUAUGCCCGGGGCGAAGAUUGAGAAGAGGGAUUUGGGGGCUUGUGCGAAGGCUAGUUCGUAG